CUCUUCCUCUGAAGAACGCCUACUUCCUCCUUCUGUUCACCUCUGCUUUUCUUUCUUUUUAUGCGUGCAAAGGCGAGCCAGAAAAGUUCAGUUUUUUUUAUUAGGUGGGAAGCUGUUUGCAGUUCGGCUGCAGUAGCUCUUGCUGCCUUUGUUGUUGAUGUCUAUCUAAGCAGAAGCUCUGCACUUCCUGGCACUAAUCGGUUUAAAGAAGGAGAAGCGAGCAGCCUGGCGCGACGGUUUCCGGGUGUGAAUGAGAGCUAGAGCCAGGCAUCUGUGAGAGGCUUUGAACGCCCGACACCGCAGCAAUGCCGCCCCCUCCGGACAUCCUGAAAGUGGCCAUCGAGUGCACAGGGAUCAUCCCAAAACUUAUGGAAAUAGACCAGAAAAAGCCUCUGUCUGCAAUCAUCAAAGAAGUCUGUGACGGGUGGCAGCUGCCGAACCACGAGACCUACGCCCUGCAGAACGCCGACUCCACCAAUUUCUACAUCACUGAAAAGAAUCGCAACAACAUAAAAAAUGGUUCCAUCCUGCGCCUUACAACAUCUCCUGCCCAGAUGGCACAGCAGCUGCAUGAGCGCAUCCAAACCGGCAGCCUGGAUAUCAAACUGGACGCUCUGAAGGACUUGGCCAACUCGUCCCGAGACAUUACCUUCGCCCAGGAGUUCAUCAACCUGGACGGCAUCUCGCUGCUCACCCAGAUGGUAGAGAGCGGCACAGAGCGCUAUCAGAAACUUCAGAAGAUGAUGAAGCCUUGCUUUGGAGAGAUUCUGUCUUACACUCUGACGGCCUUCGUGGAACUCAUGGACCAUGGCAUCGUCUCAUGGGAUACCUUUUCUGUGGCCUUUAUCAAGAAGAUUGCAAGUUUUGUGUGUAAGUCAGCUACAGACUCUGCAGUCCUGCAGAGAUCUCUGGCCAUCCUGGAGUCUAUGGUGCUCAACAGUCAGGACCUGUACCAGAAGGUGGCGCAGGAGAUCACUAUCGGUCAGCUCAUGCCUCAUCUACAAGGGACGGAUCAGGACAUUCAGACUUAUACUGUCGCAGUGAUUAAUGCUCUCUUCCUUAAAGCCCCCGAGGACAAGAGACAGUAUGAUCCGAACAUUGUCAGCAUCCUUGAUUGUCCGCUUACCGAGAUGGCUCACAUUCUGGCACAGAAGCAGUUGCGCAACAUUAUCCUUACAAAUGUAAUCAGGAGCCCUAAGCCCAUUAACGAUGAGAUGGCCCACCAGCUUUAUAUGCUGCAAGUGUUGACCUUUAACCUUUUGGAGGAUCGCAUGAUGACCAAGAUGGACCCUCAGGACCAGGCUCAGAGAGACAUCAUCUUCGAGCUGCGCCGGAUCGCGUUCGACGUCGAGUGCGAGUCCAACAGCGGCAGCAUCGAGAAGCGCAAGUCCAUGUACACCAGAGACUACAAGAAACUAGGCUUCAUUAAUCAUGUGAACCCGGCAGUGGAUUUCACACAGAUUCCACCAGGGAUGUUGGCUCUGGAUAAUAUGCUGUAUUUUGCCAAACAACACCAAGAUUCCUACAUCAGGAUCGUCCUAGAGAACAGCAGUCGUGAAGAUAAGCACGAGUGUCCGUUUGGCCGCAGCAGUAUCGAGCUCACCAAAAUGCUGUGCGAGAUCCUCAAAGUAGGAGAACUGCCCAGUGAGAACUGCCAUGAUUUCCACCCCAUGUUCUUCACUCAUGACCGUGCUUUUGAGGAGUUCUUUUGUAUCUGCAUCCAGCUCCUUAACAAAACCUGGAAGGAGAUGAGAGCCACGUCAGAAGACUUUAACAAGGUGAUGCAGGUGGUGAGGGAACAGAUCACUCGUGCUUUGACGAACAAGCCUAACUCUCUGGACCAGUUUAAGACACGCCUGCAGAACCUGAGCUACACUGAGAUCCUCAAGAUCAGACAGUCAGAGAGAAUGAACCAGGAGGAAUUUCAGUCUCGGCCCAUUCUGGAGCUGAGGGAGAAGAUCCAGCCUGAAAUCAUGGAGCUGAUCAAACAGCAGCGUCUCAACCGUUUGUGUGAAGGCACCUGCUUCAGGAAGAUCAGCAGCCGCAGGAGACAGGAUAAGUUCUGGUAUUGUCGACUGUCCCCUAAUCAUAAAGUCCUCCACUAUGGAGACCUGGAGGAGAGUCCUCAGGGAGAGGUACCUCACGAUUCUCUACAGGAGAAGCUGCCCGUGGCUGAUAUCAAAGCUGUUGUGACCGGUAAGGACUGUCCACACAUGAAAGAGAAGGGAGCCCUGAAGCAGAACAAGGAACUGCUGGAGUUGGCCUUUUCUAUCCUCUAUGAGUCUGAUGAGUAUUUAAACUUCAUUGCUCCUGACAAGCACGAGUACUGUGUGUGGACAGAUGGACUGAACGCUCUUUUGGGCAAGGAGAUGACCAGUGAAUUCACUCGCUCUGACUUGGACACACUUCUGAACAUGGAGAUGAAGCUCCGCCUCCUGGAUCUGGAGAAUAUCCAGAUUCCAGAGGCCCCACCCCCAAUCCCAAAAGAACCCAGUAAUUAUGACUUUGUCUAUGACUGCAACUAAAACCCUCCACUGAACCAAGUGCUUUUUUUUUUUUUUCUGCUUUUUUUUUUCUUUUUCUUUUAUUACGUGCAGACUGGAAAACGUUUUCGGGGGUGGAAAAAACGUCUAACAAAAAGGAUCGAUUUUUCUUUCUUACUUUCGCUUCGUUCUUUUCUUUCAAAUCCUGUUCAAUUCCAAGCGGGUCAUCAAACUCACCGUUUGCUCUUCGGGUGUCUGACAUUAUGUCCCAUAGGGUUGGAUCCUCAGGUCCAGAACUUGCACCUCAAAAAAAAUUCAACUUUGUAGUACACACACACACACACACACACACACACACACACACUGAUCCUGGAUUAGCUCUGGCUCACACUCGUUCCGCUCGGUCCCAGUGCUUGUCCCUUUCUGUUUUUACUGGGCGUUUUCAUCCUGUUUUCGAGGCGAGAGCCCCACAACCAAGUGUGUGCCGAGCCUGGGGACUUUGGCUUUUAGCACUUCUUACAGCAGAUGUCUGACUCGCACAGGCAGCAGCUAACAGCACAGAAAAAGCAGUGGCACGAGUGUCCAAGUCCAUGUUUAAGUCCCUCAUCAUCAUCAUCAUCAUCGCUUCACCAACUACAGACUGUUAAUUUUGUCUUGUAUUAUCCCUGAUCUGGGUCUGUUCCCUCAGUGGUCUAACCAGCCUGUGGGACUGUAAGCUGAAAAUCCAAAUCCAACACUCGCUUCUACUUGAUACCCACCAGACUCACGGUAGACUGCUGUAACUUUCCAAAGCAAUAUAUUAUGUUUCUGUUUUCAUAACAUGGUGUAAACUUUAGUGAUUUUUUGUGUGGCCAAGUAGUCCGUUUUUUUGUUUGUUUUUUUUUCCCUUUUUUUAUUUUUUUGGUUUGUAGUUUAAGAUAAAUUUGAUCAUUAUUGUUAAUUUAAGUUAAAUGAUAAAAUGCUCUCACUGUUUUAUCCUCUUGAAAUAUUUUUUUAUCUCUUUCGGGUGUUUAUGUAUUUUAGAGCCCUACGCCAUGCUGUUUACAUUAAAGAUCAAUUCCAAUUCA
Silurus meridionalis is the source of this 3550-nucleotide messenger RNA. RefSeq names its product engulfment and cell motility 1 (ced-12 homolog, C. elegans) (gene elmo1). Lineage: Eukaryota; Metazoa; Chordata; Actinopteri; Siluriformes; Siluridae. Gene Ontology annotation, cellular component: guanyl-nucleotide exchange factor complex; plasma membrane. Gene Ontology annotation, biological process: cell motility; actin filament organization. The transcript has 23 exons. The record is from RefSeq and is a predicted model, not a curated record. The coding region runs from base 306 to 2525 and encodes 739 amino acids.